AUGCGGUCCCUGUCCCAGGAGCCCGGAUUUACCCUGACGGUGCCGCAGUCGGUGUUGGUGCAGGAGGGUCUCUGCGUUCUCGUCCCCUGCACCUUCACGUACCCAGCCUCGUACAACACCGACAAUCCCUCGGCCCAGCUCUACGGAGCCUGGUACAAGGAGCCUGCUACUGUGGGCCAGGAUCCUCCCGUGGCCAGCAGUUUCACCAGCGUGGGGCUGUCGCAGGAGACCCAGGGCCGGUUCCGGCUGGCAGAGAAUCCAGAGCGCGGCGACUGCUCCCUGCAAAUCAGUGAUGCCCGACGGACGGAUGCCGGGAGAUAUUUCCUUAACAUCGAGAAAGGCAUAUUUGAACACACUUACCACUCCAAUUCCGAUGGCGCUGACCCUGCGCUCACGAUCUCUGUGACAGGGCUGACGGAGAAUCCAGAGAUCCAGAUCUCGCCGGCGCGGGGGCUGCCAGGGACGCUGCUGGCCGGGGAGCCGGUGACUGUGACCUGCACGGCCCCUGGGCGCUGCUCCGGGCCCCCUCCCCGAGUCACCUGGACGGGGCCGUUCAGCGACACAGCCCGGAACGUCUCAGCCCCGCUGGCGAACGGCACCUGGGCCCACAGCUCCGUGCUCAGCUUCAUGCCCAGCUUGGAGGACGAUGGCAAAGAGCUCGUCUGCAACGUCACCUACAGGCCACCACGGGGACCUUCCACCCGCAGAACCGUCCGGCUCCACGUCGGCUACAGCCCCCGGCCGGGGACCGGGCUGAACUCGUCCUGCCAGCGCCAGGGGCCCAGCAUCAACUGCAGCUGCUCCCUGCGCUCCCAGCCCCCGCCCCAGCUCCAGUGGCAAGUGGACGGGGAGCCCCUGGCUGGGAAUGGCUCACGAGGGGGCCUGCAGGUCAGCUCCUGGGCCCAGGGGGACGAGGCCGUCAGCACCCUGAGCUGGACGGGGAGCGCUGAUGGAGGCCAUCAGAUCUUUUGCCUCGGUUCCAACCCCCACGGGUUCUAUAUUUUACUGCUGAGCCCACCGGAAACAGGUGGCCUCACUCGGGCAUUGAUCGAAAUCAGCUGCAAACUCGUCUUCGUGGUGACUGGAUUUUUCCUGGCCUAUUACCUCACCCUGCUCUAUUACAGACGGACACUCUGCUGCUCUCAUGAAAGCAGAAGGAAGGACCGGCCAGGGGACAGGGAAUCCACGGUGCCUGAGUUCGGCGUGUAG
Mauremys reevesii (Reeves's turtle) is the source of this 1209-nucleotide messenger RNA. Its product is annotated as sialic acid-binding Ig-like lectin 12. Lineage: Eukaryota; Metazoa; Chordata; Testudines; Geoemydidae. The record is from RefSeq and is a predicted model, not a curated record. The transcript is spliced from 6 exons. Bases 1 to 1209 code for a protein of 402 amino acids.